Messenger RNA from Pseudomassariella vexata, 2152 nucleotides. RefSeq names its product putative penicillin-binding protein. The record is from RefSeq and is a predicted model, not a curated record. NCBI's taxonomy places the organism in Eukaryota, Fungi, Ascomycota, Sordariomycetes, Amphisphaeriales, Pseudomassariaceae. Bases 87 to 1733 code for a protein of 548 amino acids. The transcript is spliced from 3 exons.
ACCUCAACAUCGUGUUCUUCCCAUCUUGCCAACUUUUCUCAUACACAAUAAUCGAGACGCACAUAGAGAGAAGCCAUUUCGCCGUCAUGAGGUUGCCCCCGAUCUGUAGCUUGGGUCUCGGAGUGCCUGCCGUCUUGGCAACCCAGAAGGUGCUCGGCGUUGGCGGCAAAGGCAACCCUCUUGACGAUGACUUCAACAAGUUUGCGAUUGAUGCAUUGGGCGAAUUUCAUGUUACGGGCAUAGCAAUCGCCGUUGUUGAUGGGAUGGAGAGCUGGGCUGCAGGCUACGGCAAUGCAACCCUGCCCAGCAGUCAAAACGGCGAUCCCAUUCCCGUCACACCAUCCACCCUCUUCUACUGCGGCAGCACCACCAAAGCCUUUACUGCCGCCACCCUCUCCCUCAUGAUCGACUCGGGCAUUUACCCCUCUCUCUCCUGGCAAACUCCCAUCUCCACCCUCAUCCGCGACGACUUCGUCCUCAUGGACCCCUACACCUGGGAACAAAACCACCUCACCCUCGAAGACGCCCUGAGCCAUCGCACUGGUUUCCCGCGGCACGACAAAUCGCUCGGCACCUUCUACGGGCCCGACCACCACAAGGCCACUGUUCGGGACUUGACGCGCAGCUUGCGCUGGUUGCCAAUGGUGAGCGAGCCGCGGACGAAGUGGCGGUACUGCAACCUCAUGUUCAUGGUUGUUUCGCACGCGAUGCAGACGCUGACGGGGCAGUGGCUUGGAACCACGUUCCGGGAGCGGAUUUGGGCGCCGCUGGGGAUGAAUAGCACGUAUCUGUCGCUUGAGGAUGCGCUGGCGGGGCCGGAGCACUUGGCUGGGGGUUACUAUUGGGAUUACGACGCGGAGGUGUUCGAGACGGUGUCUUUCUCUGGCCUGGAUGAGGCGAGCGGAGCAGGGGGUGUGGUGAGUAAUGUGUUGGAUUACACCAAGUGGAUUCGAUGUUUGCUGAACGAGGCGACGCCGCUGUCUAAGGCGGGACAUGAGGCUAUUAAGACGCCGAGGAUGGCGAUGAGUGGGAAUGGGAAGGGGUAUGAUUCGCCUAUGUUGUAUGCGCUUGCCUGGCAGACGAGCACGUAUAAGGGCCACAGAGUCUAUACUCAUAGUGGAGGGAUGGAGGCCUAUGGUGCCGAGGUGUAUUUCUUGCCUGAUCUCGGGUAUGGGGUCGUGACAUUGGGCAAUACUGCCUUGACGAGCAACUAUGUCGGAAAUAUCCUUGUGUGGAAGCUGAUUAACGACAAGCUUGGGAUCCCGGAAUCUGAUAGAUUUGACUGGGCUGCGACAGCGAAGCAGCAGCUUGAGGAUAUAGUGUCGAGCAUCGACAACGCAGUCGAAAGGUUAUAUCCCGACCGCGCAGAUCCGCCAUUGCCCCAUUUGUUGGCGCUCGAAGCGUAUACAGGAACGUAUUUCCACCCGGCAUAUCAAAACCUCACCAUCAACCUGGCCAACGGGUCGGAGACUGAUAUACACCGCCAUAAUACCAAGCCGAGGCUCAGAGCUGUGCGGGAGGACGUCGUAUGGCAAAAUACAUUCGACUUCGAGCAUGUCUCAGGCGAGUUCUGGGUCGUCUUCAUCAAUAUGUUGAAAGUGCCGAAUGGUCUCAACGAGGAAGCUGCUAAGGCCGAGUUCAGGGUUGGAGCGACGGGCAGACCAGAGCAACUGAUGAUCGAGUUCAUGGAGGAGGGGAGUGAGGGGGUUAUCGAGUUUGAGAAAAUCAACUGAAACAACAAAAAGGUAGUAUGUCAAAUCUGCGGAUAGGCCGAGUAAAUCUGAAGCUGCAUAGUAGUGGCCAUUUCAACCUUUGCCUGUUCGCAUACCGACCCCUUGGCCUUUGGCAGUACAUCGGCUACUUGACCAAGUGUCACAUUCGAACUGAAUUUACUUGCAGUCCAUCCGUGACGAAAGCCGCGUAUACGCGUGAGGGACAUGGUCUUCGGUCGAUGCAACUUAUAUAUUAACGCCAUAGGGAAAUAAAUGUAUGGGCUAGAGUUAUCCUGAAAACGAAGUUAUACGGGGUAUUCAACGGACUGUCUGGACCAUAUAAUGCUGAGUGCUCGUGCCCCAUUUAACCUAUGUAGGCAAGAGCCCGGACGGGGAGGUUGGGCCAGAAAACGGUUCAAGCUGAGUCGGGUAAAUUUCUG